This is a messenger RNA of Centruroides sculpturatus (bark scorpion), 969 nucleotides long. Its product is annotated as glutamate receptor ionotropic, delta-1-like. The coding region runs from base 1 to 969 and encodes 322 amino acids. Gene Ontology annotation, cellular component: membrane. The record is from RefSeq and is a predicted model, not a curated record. Gene Ontology annotation, molecular function: glutamate-gated receptor activity. NCBI's taxonomy places the organism in Eukaryota, Metazoa, Arthropoda, Arachnida, Scorpiones, Buthidae. The transcript has 6 exons.
AUGAGAUAUGAGAUUAUUGAACCUGUUGAAAAUGUGUUUGGAAUGAAAUUAGACAAUGGUUCAUGGAAUGGUGUCAUUGGAAGAAUACAGAAGAAUGAAGCUGAUCUUGGAGUAAUUGCAUUAUAUGUGACGUAUGAUAGAUUUCAAGUGGUCAAAUUUACAGUUCCUGUUACUACUACAAGAAUUCUAUUUGUUGUUUCUAGACCUAACAAACUAUCAAAAAUAAGGGCAAUUAUAAGGCCUUUUUCAUUUGAAGUAAGAAAUGAAAUAAAUCAAGAUAGAAGUAGUUCGUUAAGAAUUUUUAUUGGAAUUUGGCUAUUGGUGACAACUGUACUUAUAUCAGCAUACAGUGGUGUUCUCUUUUCCUACAUCACUUAUCCCGCUUAUGCAAAAGUUCCGAAAACAAUUGAAGAACUUUCAAAUGCAGUCAGGAAUCGUGAAUAUUCUUGUGGGACUCUAUCACAUUCGGCUUUCGAGAAAAUGAUGAUGGAUGCCACUAAAGGUAUGGUUAGCAUUUUAGGUGACUACAUAAGAAAUAAUCCAGAUAAGAGCUUUUCCACCGUGAACGAAGGAAUUCAAUAUGCUCUACAACAUAAACAUGCGUACAUAAUAUCUGACAGUAUUAUAAAUACAUUAACAGUUAAACCGGAAGAACAAUUAAUAAUCUCAGAAGAUUCAUUUUUAACUUAUUCAUUAGUAUAUCCUAUAAAUAUAAACUUUAAAUUUGAAAAGAAAUUCAAUACAAUAAUAAGAAGAUUAGUAGAUGGUGGUGUAUACGAAAAAUUAAAACAAAGCGAUUUGCCUCAGAAGAGAAGCAGUAACAGAGAGAUAUAUCUUCCACUUUGUAUCGACGACAUUUGCAGCGCCUUAAUAUUAUUGUUAUGUGGUUAUGGUAUAUCUUUUAUAACUCUAUUUGUUGAAACAGUUCUAAACAAAAGACACAUUAAAGCUAUUCCACAAAAUAAUUAA